Messenger RNA from Centruroides sculpturatus (bark scorpion), 1253 nucleotides. Its product is annotated as motile sperm domain-containing protein 1-like. The coding region runs from base 297 to 941 and encodes 214 amino acids. The record is from RefSeq and is a predicted model, not a curated record. The transcript is spliced from 7 exons. Gene Ontology annotation, cellular component: cytoplasm. Lineage: Eukaryota; Metazoa; Arthropoda; Arachnida; Scorpiones; Buthidae.
AAAUUUCGAUAAGAAACGAUGUUUAUUCUCCCGUACGAGGGCACUGUAUCAUUGGAUAAUAACUUUUGACGUCAUUACGGCGCAUGACGGAUUACAAAGUUAGGCUGAAGACAAAACAAAAAUACGCCAGUAUCUGGGAGACGUUUAAAUGACAAAAUAAUUAGGAUGAAGAGUAAACGUAACUAAUAAAGAUCUCAAAGAAUUACUUUGGAAUGAAAUGGAGAAAUAAUGAAUAAAACAAGUUUAGAAGAUAGUGAUAAAACGAUAAACACUAUCCUCAUGUGCAGAUUAUCUUGAUGCAGUCUACUAGUUCUAUUGAUGGCAAACUGCCAGUAUUUGUAUUUCCAUCUUCACUAACAUUCUAUGAAGAUGAUCAGUCUUCUCAUAAACAAAUUCUCACAUUAUAUAAUCCCUAUGAUUUCGCUGUCAAAUUUAGAGUUUUGGCAACGUCCCCAAGUAAAUAUGUUGUUGUUGAUCCAGAAGGAGUAAUUAAAGCUCGUUGUUGUGUCGACAUUGUUAUUCGUCACAAUGCAAUAUUUCCAAGUAAUUAUGGUGUCACCGAUAAGUUCCGAAUACAAAUGCAAGAAUAUGGGCAUAGUCAAGUAGCUGGUAAACGAGAUGUAUUGUCGAUACUCUGUCCAACAAAACCUGAUAGUUCAGCCACACUUUCCACAGAAGCUGAGCAGUUUCAACAACUUCAUCCUUUGUCAUCACAGACCAGUCAUAGAAGACAAUAUUCAAUAAAUGGUGGUAGAACAAGUCAUGCUACGGGGCCCAAUUUUUUAAUAAUUGCAUUGGCUAUAAUUUGUUUAAUAGCUUUAAUGUUGCCAACAACUGGAGAUGAUAUACUUUUUCAUCCAUAUUUACAACUGAGCACAAAUCAGAAAUUAAUUGCAGCUUAUACUCUGGGUCUUGUCACGAUUGCCAUAUUUCGAACAUGAUGAGUUCCUAAUUUGAGAGCGUGUAUCCAAAAUUUCCCCUGAAUAAUUUGCUGUAUAUUGCUACGCUAUGAUUCCUUGAAUUUGAUCAAUACUUAAAAUUGCUACAGAGAGAGAAUUAUUUAACAAAGUAUUAGAAAAAUUUUAAAAAUGUAUAAAGUAUCUGAACUUUGUAAUAGCAGAUUCAAAGUGUGAUUACUUAUCUUAUGAAAUACAAAGUAAUAUAUCCAAAAUGUUUGAUUUUAUUAAUAUAUAAGAACAUGUAUGUAUAUAUGAAUUAUGCAGAGAAAUAAUAAGAGAUAAGUUUAUAUUAAA